This is a messenger RNA of Stylophora pistillata, 3910 nucleotides long. Its product is annotated as zinc finger protein 862. The record is from RefSeq and is a predicted model, not a curated record. Lineage: Eukaryota; Metazoa; Cnidaria; Anthozoa; Scleractinia; Pocilloporidae.
UAUUUUAAUGUCUUUUUUCUAAGAGUGUAUACGACAUACAGUUGCAGGGGUUUUAUUAGAAGCCGGGACCCGGGUACCGGCACCCGUCUACUCUGAGUACAGUACCCGCCUUCACAAAAAUGAGGUCAUGAGUGGAUAAAUAAAAGAACAAUAAAAAAACUCAGACUAACCGAAACAUCUUUCCACAACUCUCCCGCUUUGCUAGCAUAAGCUAGUUAACCAGGAAUUGCAACUCCGAAUUACAAUCCUUUUUACAUGUAAACUAAUAUUUCUGUGUCCGGAUUAACGAGUGUUUUGUCAAGCAAAGUAAUAAAUUUCAAAGUUUGAUCGCAUCGCGUGUCUUCGCGAAACGCAUCGCUUACGAUAUCAAAGUAGAUACCAGGACCCCCUCUUGUCAGCUGUUGCAUAACAUUUGCACGUGACAUUUCACACGACUGAAAAGCACAUGGUUUUAAAAUGGCCGCGACGAAUAAAAGAUCUUCUCAAGGCGUCCUUGACAAUUUUUUUGUCGUUUCAAAGAAGUCAAAAGACAAUUCAACAGUGCCUUCAGUACAAGAGGCUACUGGAGAGGCAGAAACAAAGUCUUCUAAUGAAGCAGUCUCAGAUACGUCACAGCGAGUAGAAAAAACUCGUGGGACAAAUGUUUCUAAAGCAAUAGCAGAUGACAUUAUGUUAUUAGAAAUGGAGAGAUGUGGACUUGCUAACCUGCACAACUACUAUGAGUGCAAACAAAAAAGCUGCAAAGAUUUCUCAAAAGAAGAAGAGGCCAGGCAGAAGAAGCUGAAGAAGAGACGAUUUCAUCACAGCUGGGUUGAAGAAAGAGAACUAGCCUAUGAUAACACCACAGGCAUUUGGUGGCUUCUUUUCUCAGAAAACCAAGGCAUGUUUUGUUUUCUUUGCUGCAAACAUAAAACUUUGAACACUCAAAACAAUGCUGCAGUAUUCAGCACUACACCCAGCACAAGAUACAGGAAAGAGGCCAUCAGAGAACAUUCUUUAACCAAAAUGCAUGAAGCUGCUGUGGAAGCUGAAAUGAAUCACAGGGUGUCAAUGUUUCAUCAACAGUAUGAAGAAAAGAAAGCAGUUCGCAAUGAUGUAUUGUACAAUGCUUUUGCAGCCUUGUACUGGUUAGCAAAGGAGGCAGUUGCCAAUGUUAAGUUUUUCUCUUUGCUAAAUCUGUUCCGGGCUGUUGGUCUAGACAAAAUGCAGCAUUUUAACCACAAAUCUGCUGCUGCAGUGAGAGAAAUGUUCCUGACAAGUGGAAAUGUGGUCAAGAACAUGAUUAUAGAAGAAAUAAAAAAAGCAGGUUCUUAUGGCCUUCUAAUUGACGAAGUAACAGACAUUGCUGUCACUGAGCAAUUAAUCACAUUCGUGCAGUUUUGGAACAGCACUUCUGGUGGCACAGAGAUUAAGUUUCUUAGUGCUAAUGAUCUCCUUGUUGAAUCUGAUUCUGCAAAUGCAGAAACCAUAACAAGCACUCUUGUAAAGGAGUUAAAUCAGUGUAACUUAUCAGUUGAAAAGCUCAAUGGCCUUUGCACGGAUGGAGCAUCAGUGAUGACGGGAAAAACCAGUGGGGUAGCUACCAGACUCAAAGAGUUAAACAAACACCUUGUCAGCAUUCACUGCAUCUGCCAUAAACUGUCACUUGCUUGCUGUGACACUAAUGAUGAGAUCGCAUACAUGCAAGAAGUUGAGAGAUGGCUUUUCCAGGCCUGGAAAUUUUUUGAAAAUUCCCCCAAACGACUUGCAGCAUAUCUAAAGACCCAACUUUCUGUGAAAAAGCUGCAAGAGCCUUCUAAAGAGGCUAAAGAUAAGUGUGUCCGUCGACUUGCUAAAGCUACUCGCACAAGGUGGCUCUCUCUGGGCAAGGCUGUAGAGGGUGUACAUAAGGAUUACAUACCCCUCAUGCUUACACUAAGGCAACUUGACCAGAAAGAUGCCCAAGCAUCAGGUCUUCUUGGAAAAAUGUACAAAGUGAAAUUCAUUGGGGUGGUAACAGUCAUGCAUCACGUUCUUCCUGUUCUCAACAAACUCAGCUGCACCUUCCAAGAAGGAAAGAUUUCCUUCUCCCAUAUAAAGCCAGCAAUUCAGAAGUGUAUUGACGAUCUUGACAAGAUUGUCCAGACGGGAGUUCCAGUCACUGAGUUUCUUAGAGAUCUAUCACCUGGAGGCAGACUGGAACAAGCUGAUCUCAUUGCUUCUGAUGGAGAUGAGCUGUUUCUCAGCAAUUUCCUGGUGAAAUAUGUCAAUUCACUGAAAAAAAGCUUAAACAGCAGAUUUCCCACCCUUCCUCUCCUGUCUGCUUUUAGCAUAUUCGACCCUGCACUAGUUCCAGAAAGGGGCCAGCCGGGAUUUAGGGAUUAUGGCAGUGUAUCAGUGAAACUCUUGGCUGAGCAGUUCUUUGAUGAAGACAGCGACAAAAGGCAGCUGAUGGAUGAGUGGCAGGUAUUCAAGUACGACUUGGCAAAAUGGAAGAAUGAGCUGCCUGAGGAAGUAAGAAAGCCCCCUGGUGGGAGCAAACCUACAGUCACUUCAACUGACUGGUGCCUCCAGAAGCUAAUGUUCAUGAAGGACCUGGUUCCAUUUAAUCUUCCACUGGUUGCAAAGGUGGCAGAGGCAGUGAUUUCUCUUCCAGUCUCAAAUGGAUGGCCAGAAAGGGGUGCCAGUUCUUUAAAACUGAUGAAGACAAGGCUUCGGAGUAGGAUGAAGAAUGACAUGCUCAACGCCCUACUACACAUUCUCAUUAAUGGUCCAAAAGUGGGAAGUAAGGAAUUUGAAGAAGUGAUUGAUGCUUCUGUUAGAGCUUGGUUAGCUGCAAAACCACGGCGAAAGUGUCCUCCAAAGUUUGUCAGCACACCAGUGGUUGCCAGCGCCGGUGAUAUAAGUGAGAACUUUGUAACUGUGCAGGAUGCUGGUGUACAGACGGAGGGUGACGCGGAGGGUGUCACGCCAAGUCACCCUUCAAUUGCAGAGGAAGUUGAUGCAACCUCCAAAGCACUUGAGCUACCUGCAGAUGACGGUGAUGAUUCAGAUUAUGGCUCUGAUUUCGAUGACUUUUAGUUUAGUUGUUUCACCUAACACUGUUUAUUUGUAAACAAAGUAAACAAUAUAAGCCAAUGAGUUAGAUUUAAUAUAAUUAUUCAUGUUAUGGAUUUAGUGAAUUCCCUGAGUCUGCGAACAGUUGCAGUAGUGUUUUAAUGAGGUCAAAAUGCUUGUCAAUUUAGUAAAUUGUGAACAGUUACAGUAGUGUUUUAAUGAAAGAACAAUGUUUGUCAAUUUAGUAAAUUCUCUGAGGCUGUGAACAGUUGCAAUAUUGUCUUUCAUAUAGUCACUUUGUGCUAGUGGGUAAAACCUCCUUAAAUUAUUCACAAUUUGUGUUUGCAAAAUGAGGAUGUAGAAUAAUAAAUUUCCACCUCAGAAUGCUGGAAAAUGCAUUUCCGAGAGUCUUAUUUUAAAAAUUUUCCGGGGGAGCAUGCCCCCGGACCCCCCUAGCGGCUCAGGCCUUCGGCCCUCGUGUCGGUGGGGGUGCCCGCUUACUCUAACACAAGAACCCUCCUACUUCAAAAGUUAAUGAAACCCCUGCAGUUGGACCCGAUAAUUCGAACUCGGAUAAUUCGAAGUCCCCGCUAAUUCGAUGUAAAAUUCAUUUCCCUUGGUUUUGCCCCACUUUCCUCAGUCAUUUUACCUCGGAUAAUUCGAAGUCCCCACUAAUUCGAAGUAAUUUCUGUUCCCUUAUGUCAGAUUUUACCCUGAUAAUUCAAAGUUAAGUUACCAGCUGAAUGAAAAAGAACAGACGUUGUCAGAAAUUAGAAUAUAUAUUUAUGUAAUAACAGUUUCGAACAUUUCACAGCUUGUUAAUCCCUUUAUAAUUGUGUAAAACAGUUCUCUGUGCUUUAAUCCCUUUACUGUA